AUGACCCUUUGGUUGAUGACUGCGUGUAUCUAUCCAUGUAUUUUAGGUCCCGAUUUUUGGGGCCUAAUAAAUAAAGAUUGGAAAAUGUGCUCUGUUGGUCGUAUGCAAUCGCCAAUUAAUAUUGACCCAAAAGUUUUACUUUAUGAUCCUAAUUUAACGCCUGUUGAAAUGGAACCUACAAAGGUAGAUGCAACUUUGGAGAAUACGGGUCAACUGCCGUUGGUAACUAUCAAUGAUUCUUUAACAGUUAAAAAAAAUGUAAAUAUUAGUGGAGGACCGACAUUUCCGUAUACGUAUCGGUUACAUUACUUAACGUUUCACUUUGGUAAGGCAUCAGAAAGUGAACGUGGUUCAGAGCACACAAUUGACAAAACCAGAUUUCCAGCCGAGAUUCAGAUGCUUGCAUACAAUACGGAUUUGUAUGCAAAUUUUUCUGAAGCAAUGACUCGACCUCAUGGACUUUUGGCAAUUGCUGUUAUUGUUGAUAUUGGCGCUGUUACAAAUCCAGAACUUAAACGAUUAACUGUUGCUUCACAAAGUAUUCGUUAUAAAGGGUCAACAGCAGUGAUGAAACACUUUUAUGCUCGUGGAUUUUUGCCGCGUAGUACUGACUAUAUCACUUAUGAGGGUUCAUUAACAUAUCCGGGAUGCUAUGAGACUGUUACAUGGGUGUUAAUGAAUAAUCCAAUCUACAUACAGACUGAAGAUCUGCUGUUCUGGAGUGAAAUUCAGACCGAGAAAGAGGAUGCAGUUAAUCCGGCAAUGAUGACUUCCAAUUAUCGUCCAUUAAGAGCACUUAAUGGACGCUUAAUUCGUACCAAUAUUAGCAUUAAGCAAAAGAAUGAUUCAUUACAAACAUGCCUCAGUAACAUCUAUGUUGAUCUCGGUUAUCGGGCUAACCCAGAUCGUGUUGUGAUGUCCAGUGCUGUAUCCAAACAACGACGACAUUCGGCGUUAACAACAGGAAAUGCUGAAAUGAUUCAUCGGCAUAGUUUUGAAUCGUCGUCAAACAUUGACAGUUAUCAUCAACCGUAUGAAUACAUUCAUAACUUCUAA
Messenger RNA from Enterobius vermicularis (human pinworm), 1056 nucleotides. Lineage: Eukaryota; Metazoa; Nematoda; Chromadorea; Rhabditida; Oxyuridae. The record is from the annotation of a GenBank genome assembly.